Wickerhamiella sorbophila is the source of this 771-nucleotide messenger RNA. RefSeq names its product 40S ribosomal protein S1. Gene Ontology annotation, molecular function: structural constituent of ribosome. Gene Ontology annotation, biological process: translation. The transcript has a single exon. Gene Ontology annotation, cellular component: ribosome; cytosol. The coding region runs from base 1 to 771 and encodes 256 amino acids. NCBI's taxonomy places the organism in Eukaryota, Fungi, Ascomycota, Dipodascomycetes, Dipodascales, Trichomonascaceae. The record is from RefSeq and is a predicted model, not a curated record.
AUGGUUGUGGGCAAGAACAAACGUUUAAGCAAGGGCAAGAAGGGCAACAAGAAGAAGGUUAUCGACCCCUUCACCCGUAAGGCUUGGUACAACAUCAAGGCCCCCACUCCUUUCGAGUUCCGUGACGUUGGCAAGACCCUUGUCAACAAGUCCACUGGUCUUCGUAACGCUAAUGACGAGCUUAAGGGCCGUGUUCUCGACGUCUCCCUCGCUGACUUGAAGGGCUCUGAGGACUACGCUGCUCGCCGCAUCCGUCUGCGUGUCGACGAGGUUCAGGGCGGCAACGUCCUCACCAACUUCCACGGUUUGGACUUUGCUUCCGACAAGCUCCGUUCUUUCGUCCGCAAGUGGCAAACUCUCAUCGAGUGCAACGUCACUGUCAAGACCUCUGACGACUACCUCGUCCGUCUCUUUGCUAUCGCUUUCACCAAGCGUCUGCCUUAUCAGAUCAAGAAGACCUCUUAUGCCCAGACUUCUCAGAUCCGUCAGAUCCGCAAGCGGAUGGCUGAUAUCAUGACCCGUGAGGCCUCCAACGUUACCCUCAACCAGCUUGUCGCCAAGUUGAUCCCCGAGGUUAUCGGCCGCGAGAUCGAGAAGGCUGGUCAGUGUAUCUACCCCUUGCAGAACGUUCACAUCCGCAAGGUCAAGCUGCUCAAGCAGCCCAAGUUCGAUCUUGGUGCUCUCCUUGCUCUUCACGGUGAGACCUCUACUGAUGACUCUGGCAAGAAGGUUUCCACUGAGUUCAAGGAUGUCGUUCUCGAGAGCGUUUAA